Molecule: messenger RNA, 2609 nt
Organism: Oncorhynchus tshawytscha (Chinook salmon)
Lineage: Eukaryota; Metazoa; Chordata; Actinopteri; Salmoniformes; Salmonidae
Product: zinc-binding protein A33
Exons: 7
Coding region: 339-1442 (367 amino acids)
Molecular function (GO): protein binding
Source: RefSeq, a predicted model, not a curated record
UCCCUCUUUUGUUUCCAGAAUGACAACAGCAGACAGAAAUAGAAUCUUCUCCACCGUGCAAUGCCAUAAAUCGCUGCUGCCUGCCUGCCCAUCCUGGCCAGCAGCUGUGGCUCCCUCCUUCCUUCCCUCCCUCCCUUUCUCCUCCAUGCUAAUGGACGUUAGUCUUCAGCCAAGCUGCAUGUAGAGAGAGGGAGAAGGCUACUGUCGGAUGGUGUUUGAUGGUGACCCUUGUCUGUUUAAUUGUUUCUAGAUAAAUCUCCAUUUGACUGGUUGGAUUUCCCUCUUUUCAUUGCCAAGAGUCCCUUGUUUGCUUUCCCGUCUCGUUAGGAGAAAUUGGAAUGUACAAAAAUCACAUAAAAGACACCAACAACAACUACAAUAAAAGCCUUCUCCCUGACCAUAAGGAGAAGCUGAUCCAGGCUAUUAAAAGAAUAAAGCAUGAGGUAGACGAGUGCUGGGAGGCAGAGAGAGAGACGUACAUAUGGUCUGUUGGUGUAGAGAGAUGUUUUGAUAAUCUGGAACGGGAGGUCCGAGCUGAGUUCCAGAACCUCCAUCGCUUCCUGGACGAAGAGGAGACCAUGGACAUGGAGCGACUGAAGAAGGAGAAAGAGAAGAGGGUGAAGCUGCUUAGGGAGAGAGAGAAGAAGAUCGCCAUGCAGGGAAGAGAUCUAGAGAGAGGCAUUGCCACGCUAAACAACAAACUGGCCGAGGAAGACAGUCCCAGACUGCUCAAAGAGAUUCAAGACCUCUUGAAAAGGUCCCAGGUGGCUUUCAUACCGCCUCCGCAGGUGGAUGUGGAGGUGCGAUCAGCACACUUUGUGGGGCCCAUCCAGUACAGGAUAUGGAAACACAUGAAGAGCUGCCUGUACCCAAAUAUCACUGAAGUGACCUUUGACCCAGAGACAGCCCACCCCCUCCUCACCCUCUCCCCUAGCUGCACUUCUGUGUGGUUCGAGGAGGACAAAGUUAUCCCCAAGGCCUCGGAGGAGGAGCAGCCCCCCAACCCCCGCUGCUUCCACUACUACUACAGUGUCAUGGGCCGAGAAGGUUUCAUCACCGGACGCCAUUACUGGGAGGUGGAGGUGGGCCGCAAGACAGCGUGGCGGCUGGGUGUGGCCAGGGAGGACGUCCACCGGGGGGAGAUGGACUCCAGCGGGACCAGUAACGGUCUCUGGACCCUAUCCCUGAAGGGAGGGGCCAUCUUGGCCUGUACAGACCCCAAACCCACCAAGGUCCCGGUGUCCAUCAGGCCCGUCCGGAUCGGAGUGUUCUUAGACUGUGAGAAGGAGGAAGUAGCGUUCUAUAACGCUGUUACCAUGACGCCGCUGUACACAUUCUCCAUGGAAACGGUGUUCGUUCCGCUGAUCCCCUUCUAUAACCCAUGUGACACGGACGAUGGGAGGAACCUGGGUCCCCUAAACCUCUUCAGCCCCUCUAUAUGAGAGUACAGAGAACCAAGGAGAACCAAGGUUGUACUGGAGUAUAUUUAGUUUGGGGUGCGGUGGAAGGAUAGAGAGAAUUUGUAAAUGGUUUGUUUUAUACAGUGUGUGUUUCUGGUAUAAUUUCAUAGCUGGCUGGAAGCAUGAUGUAAAUUGUAUCAGUUAAAAAAUCCAAUGAGUUUAUGAUAUGCAUUUACAUUUACCAGGGGAGGCUGGUGUAAGGAGCUAUAGGAGGACGGGCUAAUUGCAAUGGAAUGGAAUCAAUGGAACGGAGUCAACGAGGUUUCCAUAUGUUUGAUGUGUUUGAUACUGUUCAAUUUAUUCCAUUCCACCCAAUACAAUGAGCCCAUCCUCCCACACCCCUCCACUGACAUGUACCUAACCAGCUCUAUGGUAUAGCACUAUCAAUUCAUGUUUAUGCCAUUGCGUUCAGUUGUUUGCAUUGUGGUUUGAAUAUUGACAUUUUAUUGGCAUUAAAUACACAAAUAAAUAGGUAAACAAAUGAACACAAAACCUUGGUCUGUGCUCAUAACACCAGAAUGUGAUAUUUUUGUCAUAUUGUCACAUAAUAGGUUAUGAAUGUAGAAAAACCAGACUAAGGUAUCGAAAACAAGUCCCAAAAAUGAGCAAAGGCCAAAUGCCAGUAUCCUAGUGGGGGUAGAUACCACAGGGCCUCAGGACUUAACAGUAGGGGUUAACUGCACAAUGAUGUUACCUUUGGCCCAUCUAUAAAUACUGUGGUCAUGCAUCCACAGCUGUGACACUUUGUCAGCAGUCCAAAUGUCACCCUAUUCCCUAUAUAGUGCACUACUUCUGACCAGGGCCCAUGGGCCCUAGUAAAAAGUAGUGCACUAAAUAGGGAAUAAGGUGCCAUUUGGGAUGUAUCUAUUGUGGCAUGGGUAUGGGAGAAAUGUAGGGGAGGGGGGUGGGAAGAGGGAGGAAGAGGACACACAGGGUGACACUGGAGAGUGUGACACUGUGGGAAAACAACUAAAUGUGUGUGACAUUGAGUAAGAUGACUGACGUGAGGUAGCAUGACAACACCGUCACAUUUACAGAGACCAAGGCUUCCUCAGUGAGCGCGGCCAUGAGUAUGAUAUCUUACACUAUGCACGGUGUGCCAGAUAGACAGCUAGGAGAAAAGUGCUCCACGAAAUGAGAUCGUAAAAU